This is a messenger RNA of Anopheles moucheti, 4544 nucleotides long. It is a transcript of the gene side, whose product is annotated as nephrin. The transcript is spliced from 15 exons. The record is from RefSeq and is a predicted model, not a curated record. The coding region runs from base 350 to 3217 and encodes 955 amino acids. Gene Ontology annotation, molecular function: protein binding. NCBI's taxonomy places the organism in Eukaryota, Metazoa, Arthropoda, Insecta, Diptera, Culicidae.
UCUCCCAACCAACGUGCUUGUGCGUUUCAGGGCGAAAUGUGAUGCGUGCGCGCGCGUGUGUAUGUGAAUGAGAAUGAUUUUCCCCCUCCGAGUGCGUGUGCGUGAAUAUUAGCUCAGAUAGGCCGUAAAACCUUCUGCAAAAGAGGGAAGCAAAGUGGAAAAAUAGUUCAAAAUUUCGAAAGAUCAAAGAGUGUCGCGUUUGCUCCCCGCUUCUACGGUGUGUGACAAGGGUUUGGCAUUAAGUGAUUUCCCACCUUCCCUCGUACGCCUGUUAACCGUGCUCUUUGCCACCUUUUGUGAGGUGAAACGAAACAACAUAUAUUCAACACACACCAAAAGGAAAAAAAAAAUGUCGCCACCCAGUCGAAAUUCAACGGGCGGCUCGUUAAAAUCCGAUCCAUCACGGUUAAAGAUGUAUCGAUGUCACAAGCGGCUCGAUUUACAGCAGCAGCAUCACAAAUGCAAAAGCUACCGAAGAACGUUAUGGACCGGCAGCACCGGUCAGAUUGCCGCUGAGUGGGUGCCACCUCCCGGGGGCCACCCUCAUUGUGAACCCUCCGCACCGGACGUGGAGUCUUCCAGUGGUAGUGACGGUUGCCGGCGGCUGGUGCAAUCCGAUCCGGUGCGGCCACCGUACACCAGCAGCGCCCAAAGUGGCAGUCACCCCACCGCUGGCCGUCACCGACCGGGACGACGCAUCUCGCAGCAGCUGUUCUGGACCGCCGUCCUGCUUCUGUGCGCUGGCCUAUGUACAAAGACCGGAUGUGACGAUACGGAGCAGUUCCAGAAAAACAGAAAAUUUACUCCUACAACCGCAACAGUCGACACCAUUCCAGCGCGCAUCGUAUGGGCAGCGAUUGAUCACGAUGCGGAGCUACCGUGCGACAUUACGGCACCGUCGUCACAGGAUGGCGUCAAGCUCGUCCUGUGGUUUAAGGACUCCACCGGAAUUCCGCUGUACAGCUUGGACUCGCGCAGCGGUGUGCCGAUUUCGGCCGCCCAACACUCCACCAUCGCGAACGAUCUGGGCCAGCGGUUGUUUUUCUCGGUCGGCGCAACACCGAAGGAGGCCCGCCUGCAGAUACGCAACAUCAAAACAUCCGACGGUGGCGUCUACCGGUGCCGGGUGGACUAUUUCAACUCGCCCACGCGCAACUACCGAGUCAAUUUGACGCUGGCUGUUCCACCAGAAGAACCAAGAAUAUUCGAUGCGCAGGGUAAGGAAAUAUCAACCGUUGCUGGACCAUUUCGGGAGGGUCAUGAACUGUUCCUGUCAUGCCAGGUCUCUGGAGGGCGUCCACCGCCGCGCGUCACCUGGUGGCGGGAUGGUGUCGAAAUUUCCAGCACCAGCCAUCCAUCCGCCGUCGAAGGCACCUCGGCCAUGGUUAAUCAACUAUUCAUCAGCACCGUCACGCGGGACUUUUUCGGCUCGAAGCUGCAAUGCCGCGCGGCCGGUUCGAAGCUGGUGCCGGCCGUCUCGAAGGAAGUCGCCAUACAAGUACACCUGAAACCGCUGCGAGUGAAAAUCAUUUCCCCGAACGAGCUGCUGACAGCGGGUCGCCCGGUUCCGAUUCGAUGCGAAGCGUGGGGUUCCUUUCCGGCGGCGAAAGUCGUUUGGCUGCUCGAUGGCGAACCGCUGCGCAGUGCCGACAUUACGGUGCACACCGACAGCAAUGAUUCGAAUUUGACCUCCAGCAUACUGACGCUGCGCGUGACGGCGGAGAACGACGGUGCGGAGCUGACCUGUCGCGCUUCGAAUGCGUGGUUUUCCGGCGGUGCGAUCGAGGAUAAGCGCAUCAUAAGUGUUGCAUACGAACCGGUCGUAUCGGUGCAUCUGUCCAACGAGGAUCCGAGCCGGGUGAUAACGCGCGCUGAGGGUGAAAACGUUACGCUCAAAUGCCGGGCGGAUGCGAGACCACCGGUCACUUCCUUUUCCUGGUACAAAAACAACAUGAGGAUGUCCGGAGAAAAUGGGGAAACCUUGUACUUGACGCAGCUGGAGCGGGAAAGUGCCGGAUCGUACGCUUGUGCCGCUUCCAACACGGAAGGUGAAACGCGCAGCUCAUCUCUAACGCUCAAAAUACAGUUUGCACCGCGUUGCAAACCGGGCACGGAGCAAACGUCGGUCGGUUCGCUCAACAUGCACUCGCUGCACGUCAAGUGUGAGGUGGAGGCUGACCCACCGGACGGUGUACGGUUCAGCUGGACGUACAACAACACGCGCAACGUGUCACCGGUGCUAAACUCGCGCAUCAGCUCGCACGGGCUCGUCAGCACCAUGACCUAUCUGCCACAGUCCGACUCGGAGCUGGUAACGCUGGCCUGCUGGGCGAUCAACAAUGUCGGCCGACAGACGGUGCCAUGUCUGAUACAUAUUUUACCUGCAAAGAUUCCAGAUACGCCCCGGAACUGCGAGCUGCACAACGACACGGUGCUGGAGGUGGUGUGCCUGGCGGGCAGUGACGGUGGUCUGAUGCAGUCGUUUCUGCUCGAGGUCGUCGGUGGUGUGGCACCGCCCGCUUACAAUCUGGACUUUACCCGGGGCCCACCGACCGAGAUCGAUAAUGAAAUUUCCACCAUGAACGAUCAGGCCACAUUAGCACCAUUAUUCCGAAUCCAGGAGCAGAUACCGCAGUUUAAAUUGCACAGCUUAGAACCGGGCCGCGACUAUCAGCUGUUGGUGUACGCCGUCAACGCAAAGGGCAAAAGUGAUCCACCGUUCGUUAUCGAUAAAGUGCGCGUCGGGUCGGCGUUGGUGCCACCGUACGUGGAUGAAACCAUCAUCUCCGAGGAUCCGACACCGGCGGAAACUUCGCACCAGGACAAGCAGAAGCAACAGUCACAGAUGGUAAUGUUUGCUGCUGUCGCGGCUGCCAUCGGUGUCAUCAUAGCGUCCAUCAUCGUUGCCGGGUUCGUCGCGAUAUGUAGGCUAAAGCGGCAGAAACCUCCCGAACCUCAGGAAGUUCGGAAGCGAAUGCGACCUGCCCGAACCGAUGUGCCAUCGAUGUACGCCGAGGACGAUGUAUUCGAUGAUGAGUAUCAGCGGCAGCUGGAUGUACGCUGCAGUCGUGCCUCGUCCACCAUUAGAAGUAGUCGUUACGUAUCGGAAGGAUUUGUACAGUAUUCCCAACCUAGUCUUAAUGUUUAUAUUGCAGAUCCCGAUCUAAUAUUGCCGCGCGGGGGCGACAUCGAGUUCACCACACUAUCAGGAGCUUAACACACGCUGCCGGCUGACCAGCGGACACCGGGGCAACAGCUGGAGGUGCAGGACAGCCGCCCGGGAUGCGGCCUUCAGUCCAAUGAUGCAACCUUACACUUAAUCACAAAGUAGUGUGACGCGAUGACGUUUUUAAACAAAACUUUCAAGCAAAUUCAACACAAACAAAACUGGUAGCGAUAAGAUAGGGAGGGGAAAAAGAGAGGGGGGACAAUGGUGUUUAGGCAUAGCCGGUAGGACAGAAGAGAACAUACAAAUCAAAAGUAGCUAAUCAAACCAAAUGAAUUAUGUGACGCGUUUGAGCAGUGCAGAAGGAAAGAAGAAUGUAAGCAGACAGAUUUUAGCGCUUAGUGUUAAAUCCCCGGUAUCGGAACGUUGGUGCAAUGUGCAAAAGUGUUUAGACGCGUAACGCAAGGGAAGGUUUUGAAAUUAAACACCGGAUCACAAAAUUGUUGCCCGUUCGUGGUUUUCAUUGUACACACGUCACAUGAACAGAGUUUAAUAGGAAAAGAAAAGCAUAUGCGUAGGUGCUGGUGCAGGUGGGAGUAGAACAGUUUUACCUUUUUUUCUGUUUCUAUCAAAUAAGCUCAUCAAGUUGACCUGGAAGUUGGGCAUACUCCGGUGUUUGGGAGUGUGCGUGUGUGUAGUUUGUCAGCUGGUUUAGUUUACGUUAUUGUAUAAAAGCGUUAAAAUUUAGUGGUUAGCAUAAAAGAAAGCACACAUCUUGUAACGAUACACACGCGAAGAAACUCAUCAUUGUGUCCCGACACACGCAGGAGAAGUUGCGCUACCAAAUGGCCAAAACAUGGAACUGUGUUCGUGAAAAGAAAGGGGCUCACGGUAAGCACGGUAGUGCUGUAAUGUGCGGAAGAGAAAAACAAAACAAACAAUUGCUAUUUGAAUCUAACACAAUUCGGUAAUGUUGCUCUAACAUUGUAAAAUCAUACCAAUCAUACACAACAACAAAACACACACACACACACCAUCAAGGAAUGAUAAUGAAGAAGCCAUUUUGUUUUAUUUAUUUACUUUUUUAAAUGAAACAAAUACAUUCGGAAACCAAAUGAUAAAACCACUGUCGACGGUUAAAAUAGACUAUGGGCAGACUUUUAGCGUGUAUGAAGACGUAAUAAAACAAUAAGAAAACGAGCCAUAAUGCAAAACAAAAGGUGUACAAGUGGAAACGGUAUGACAGUACGGAAUCAUACAAGCAAAGAAAAAAAAACAAACAACAAUACCAACAUACAAACCAAAUGCCACAGUUUUCGAUGGAACAAACAAAAAAACCCUACUAACAAUCAAACGAAUAAAGCAAACCAACAAACUG